Messenger RNA from Symbiodinium pilosum, 1083 nucleotides. The record is from the annotation of a GenBank genome assembly. Lineage: Eukaryota; Dinophyceae; Suessiales; Symbiodiniaceae.
GAGGUCUUGGCCGAGAAGACGGGCAAUGCCCAGGCCAGCGUCUACAAGACCAUGUUCCUGCAGGUCAACGAGCACAGCCAGACGGUCUCCAACGCCUCCCAGCCUGACAUUAGGAGCUAUGAGGUCGUGAAGAUGGUCCGCACCCUUGCCAAGAAGUCUCAAUCCAGCGGUCUGGAGUCGUUGGCCUCCAACAUCGAGUCCCUUCUCCAGACGCGUCAGUCAGCGGACGUGUUUGCCAAGGUGAAGGAGCUUAUCCAGAACAUGAUCGACAAUCGCAAGGAGGAGGCCGCAGCGGAUGAGACCAAGAAGGCCUACUGCGAUGAGGAGAAGGCAAAGACCAAGGAGAAGGUUGAUGACCUGACCAGCACCCAGGACAAGCUGUCUGCCAAGGUGGACAAGAAGACAUCGGAGUCCGAGACCCUCAAAAGCGAGGCGGCUACACUUCAGAGGGAGCUGGCGGAACUCGCCCAGCUGCAGAUUGAGAUGGACGAGACCCGCAAGGAGGAGAGCGCAGCCUUCAAGAAGCAGAAGGAGGACCUGGAGGCCGGAUUGGAAGGUGUCCGCUCCGCCCUCACUGUGCUUCGCGACUACUACGCCUCCGGCACGGCUCUGAUCCAGCAGCCGGACCUGAGCUUCGCUAAGUCUGGCAGUGCCUCCACCGGCAUCCUUGGCAUGCUGGAGGUUGUGGAGAGCGACUUUGGCCGCAACCUGGCCCAGGCUGAGACCAGCGAGGCAACCAAGGCCGAAGACUACGACUCCAUGACCAAGCAGAACAAGCUUACCAAGGUGCAGAAGGACCAGGACCAGAAGUACAAGACGAAGGCUGCCAUGGCUCUGGACAAGGCGGUUGGCGACCUGUCCUCCGACGGAGAGUCCACCAAGGAAGAGUUGGCCGCUGUCCUGACCUACCAGGAGAGCCUGGCCAAGCAGUGCUACGACGGCGGUCUGUCCUACGAGGAGCGAGCCGCCAAGCGCCAGGAAGAGAUCGAUGGCCUGAAGGAGGCCCUCGUGUCGCUGGGUGGCACGGACCUGACUGCCGUUCUCCUGCAGAACAAGGGCCUGCGUGGCUCCGUGAAGCACUGA